AUGGUUGAUAAGGGAAAGGGAAAAGAUUCAGGUCAAAAGAUCACUUCAGAAAUGGGAAAUGCGGCAGCAAACUUGAAAAGUUACCGAGUCUCACUUGGUCAAAAGGAAAAGGAGUUGCAAGAAUCAGAUAUCAAGAGGAAGAAUAUUGAUCGAAGAAUCAUUUCGGAAUAUCAAGAGGGAGCUAUGUCGUCUAACUUGAGAAGAUAUGAUGUCUCACUCAGUUCAAAAGGAAAGGCAAUUGCUUCCGAUGGUAAAACUGAGAAAAGGAUGGAGGAGUUGCAGAAACCGAUAUCAAUCUAUGUCAUCAGCAUUUCCCUGUUGAGGAGAAUACCACUAUUCUCUCUCCACAAAAGGAAUUGCCCCAAAAUGGCUUUACAGAGGUACUGGAGCUUUCAAAACCAAGAGCAUCACGGGAUGAGCGUGUGA
Molecule: messenger RNA, 426 nt
Organism: Prunus armeniaca (apricot)
Lineage: Eukaryota; Viridiplantae; Streptophyta; Magnoliopsida; Rosales; Rosaceae
Source: the annotation of a GenBank genome assembly